AUGGCUGAGAUGAAGAAGAAGCUAGAAACUGAGAGUUCAGCACUAGAGGGCGCAGAAGAGGGCCGCAAGAAAAUACAGCAUGAGCUGGACAGCCUGACACAACAGCUGGAGGAGAGGACUGCCGCCUAUGACAAGCUGGACAAAACCAAAACUCGCUUGCAGCAGGAGCUGGAUGACCUCAUGGUGGACCAGGAUCACCUGUGGCAGAUUGUCUCCAACUUGGAGAGAAAGCAGAAGAUGUGUGAUCAGAUGCUCACUGAAGAGAAGACCACUUCGACUCAGUAUGCUGAGGAGCGUGACAAGGCCGAGGCAGACUCCAGGGAGAAGGAAACCAGAGCUCUAAAUCUUGCCCGUGACCUGGAGACGAUGACAGACCUGAAGGAUGAGCUUGAUCGGACCAAUAAGUUGCUCAAGGCUGAGAUGGAAGACUUGGUCUCCUCCAAAGAUGAUGUUGGCAAGAGUGUUCAUGAGCUGGAGAGGUCCAAGCGUGCCAUGGAGCAGCAGCUGGAGGAGAUGAAAGUUACACACAUUUUCUUGCAAUAAGACGAGACAUUACAUGCUUUAUUGGCUUGAAUUUCCCCACAAUAAGGCUAAUAAAG
Synchiropus splendidus (mandarinfish) is the source of this 599-nucleotide messenger RNA. Its product is annotated as myosin-11-like. The record is from RefSeq and is a predicted model, not a curated record. Gene Ontology annotation, cellular component: myosin complex. The coding region runs from base 1 to 543 and encodes 180 amino acids. The transcript has 3 exons. NCBI's taxonomy places the organism in Eukaryota, Metazoa, Chordata, Actinopteri, Syngnathiformes, Callionymidae.